Morone saxatilis (striped sea-bass) is the source of this 557-nucleotide messenger RNA. RefSeq names its product agouti signaling protein, nonagouti homolog (mouse) 2b (gene asip2b). Gene Ontology annotation, cellular component: extracellular region. Gene Ontology annotation, molecular function: type 1 melanocortin receptor binding; neuropeptide hormone activity. NCBI's taxonomy places the organism in Eukaryota, Metazoa, Chordata, Actinopteri, Moronidae. The coding region runs from base 166 to 528 and encodes 120 amino acids. The record is from RefSeq and is a predicted model, not a curated record. The transcript has 4 exons. Gene Ontology annotation, biological process: hormone-mediated signaling pathway; positive regulation of feeding behavior; adult feeding behavior.
GCCAGGGCAACUGUUGUUCAUUAAAGGCAUCAUCUCCUGGGGGCGGCGCGUUUGGGUCCGUGUCACCCACCCAGAGAUACCUCCUCACUGCCAGAGAGGAACCUGAGGGAGCUGAAGUGAGGAGGAUUGACAGGGAGAAGAAAUCUCUCAAUCAUCAUCGUCAUCAUGAGGAAGAUCACCGGCAAACACUUGUUGUGCUUCUUCCUGCUCGCCUUCCCGCUGUCCUGGGCAGAGGACACAAAGAAAGAUGCGAGGAAGACUGAGAAUGAUGAGCACAUUCAAGCUGUUUGGAGCCAAGUGAAGACCAGAAGGCUGUUUGCGAGGCGAAAGAUUUCUCCACCACAGGAAAGUCACAUUCCUAAACACAAGUCCAACCUUAUGACCCCUGCUCGUCGCUGCGGCCGCCUGAUGGAAAGCUGCUCCUCUCACAUGCCGUGCUGCGACCCCUGCGCCUCUUGCCGCUGUCGCCUCUUCAACACCAUCUGCCACUGCUGGAGGAUGAACCCGCUGUGCUUAAAGAGGACAUAGACGAAGCACAAACAUACAUGUGCAGACAC